AUGUCUUCUCAAUUCUCUGACAUCGACUGGCUAGCUAUCAAUACUCUUAGAGUGUUAUCAGUUGACCAAGUGAAUAAAGGUAAUUCUGGUCAUCCAGGUGCUCCUCUGGGUCUUGCGCCUGCCGCUCACGUUUUAUGGAAGCAGAUGCAUUUGAAUCCAGAAAAUCCAACUUGGAUAAAUAGAGACAGGUUUGUGCUUUCCAAUGGUCAUGCCUGCGCUCUUUUAUACUCUCUAUUACACAUAGUUGGGUACCAAUAUUCAAUUGAAGACUUGAAGCAAUUCAGACAGUUAGACUCAAAGACGCCAGGCCAUCCUGAAUUUGAGCUUCCUGGUGUUGAAGUCACAACUGGUCCACUAGGUCAAGGUAUUUCGAAUGCUGUUGGCAUGGCAAUUGCUCAAGCAAAUUUUGCUGCUACAUACAAUAAACCAGAUGAAGGCUUUAUUUUAUCAGAUUCAUACACUUACGCUAUUUUGGGAGAUGGUUGCCUACAAGAAGGUGUUUCCUCUGAAACAUGCUCGUUAGCAGGUCACUUGAAACUGGGUAAUUUGAUUGUACUUUAUGAUGAUAACAAAAUUACUAUUGACGGUAAGACUGAAGUAUCCUUUGAUGAAGAUGUUUUAAAAAGAUACGAAGCCUACGGAUGGGAAACCAUGUCCAUUGAAAAUGGCAAUGAAGACUUGGACGGAAUUGCAAAUGCAAUUCAAAAGGCCAAAGAAAAUAAAGAAAAGCCAACUCUCAUUAAAAUUUCAACAACUAUUGGUUUUGGAUCUCUCCAAGCUGGUUCACAUUCUGUUCAUGGUUCGCCUUUGAAGCCAGAUGACGUAAAACAGUUGAAGAAGAAACUUGGUUUUGAUCCAGAGAAGUCAUUUGUGGUUCCACAAGAAGUUUAUGAUUUCUAUCAAAAGGAGAUUGUAGAGCCUAGUAGGGAAGCAAAUAUGGAAUGGAUUAAAAAAUUCAAAGAAUACCAAACAAAAUUCCCGGCCUUAGGGUCAGAACUUGACAGAAGAUUAAAUGGUGAAUUGCCAGCAGAUUGGAGCAGUAGCUUGCCGGUCUACAAUCCCACUGAUUCAGCUGUGGCAACAAGAAAAUUAUCUGAAAUUGUACUUGAAAACAUUUAUGCCGCCUUACCAGAACUAAUUGGCGGUUCUGCCGAUUUAACCCCAUCAAAUCUAACAAGAUGGAAGGAAGCUAUAGAUUUCCAGCCUCCAUCAUCUGGUUUAGGUGAAUAUUCAGGAAGAUAUAUUAGAUACGGUGUUCGAGAACAUGGUAUGAGCGCUAUUAUGAAUGGUAUUUCUGCAUUUGGCGCAAAUUACAGACCUUUUGGUGGAACAUUUUUAAAUUUUGUGUCUUAUGCUUCUGGGGCUGUCAGAUUAGCAGCUUUGUCAGGCCAUCCUGUUAUCUGGGUUGCUACACAUGAUUCUAUUGGCCUGGGUGAAGAUGGUCCGACACAUCAACCUAUUGAAACUUUGACACACUUUAGAGCCCUUCCAAAUAUGCACGUAUGGAGGCCUGCUGAUGGUAAUGAAACAUCAGCUGCUUACAAAGCUGCUAUUGAAUCUACACACAGUCCAAGCAUCAUAGCUCUAUCAAGACAAAAUUUGCCCCAAUUAGAGGGUUCUUCAAUUGACAAAGCACUGAAGGGCGGAUAUGUUAUACACGAUGUUGAAAAUCCGGACAUUAUUUUGGUGUCAACAGGAUCAGAAGUCCAUCUUUGUAUAGAGGCCUCAAAGAUGCUGGCCAAGAAAGACAUGCCUGUUAAGGCCCGUGUCAUUUCUUUGCCUGACUUUAUGACAUUUAAUUCACAGCCUCUAGAUUACAAGAUGACGAUAUUACCUGACAAUGUCCCAAUCAUGUCAGUAGAAGUGGCAGCCACCUCUGGUUGGGGUAAAUACGCUCAUGAACAUUUUGGAAUAGAUAGAUUUGGUGUCUGCGGUAAAGGACCUGAUGUUUACAAAUAUUUCAACUUUGUUCCAGAGGGCGUAGCUGAAAGAGCUGAAAAAGUAGCAGAAUUCUAUCAGGAUAGAGUCGUAUAUUCUCCUUUGAAUAGAGCAUUGCCAUUCAAUACCACUACAGAGUUUUAG
This is a messenger RNA of Kazachstania africana CBS 2517, 2082 nucleotides long. RefSeq names its product transketolase TKL2 (gene TKL2). Gene Ontology annotation, cellular component: cytosol. The record is from RefSeq and is a predicted model, not a curated record. Gene Ontology annotation, biological process: pentose-phosphate shunt. The transcript has a single exon. Gene Ontology annotation, molecular function: transketolase activity. The coding region runs from base 1 to 2082 and encodes 693 amino acids. NCBI's taxonomy places the organism in Eukaryota, Fungi, Ascomycota, Saccharomycetes, Saccharomycetales, Saccharomycetaceae.